Messenger RNA from Dufourea novaeangliae, 3387 nucleotides. RefSeq names its product echinoderm microtubule-associated protein-like CG42247 (gene DCX-EMAP). NCBI's taxonomy places the organism in Eukaryota, Metazoa, Arthropoda, Insecta, Hymenoptera, Halictidae. Gene Ontology annotation, molecular function: microtubule binding. The record is from RefSeq and is a predicted model, not a curated record. Gene Ontology annotation, biological process: intracellular signal transduction; microtubule cytoskeleton organization. The coding region runs from base 1 to 3387 and encodes 1128 amino acids. Gene Ontology annotation, cellular component: mitotic spindle. The transcript has 16 exons.
AUGAUCGCUGCUGAAAAUCAGUCCUCGUGUUCGCGUGCCGGCUCCAGGCUGGGGCAGUACGAGGAGGAGGUAGCGGGCGACGGAAGCGUGGCGGGCGGGGCUGAAGGUGGUGGAGCGGUUGCGACCACUACCUCGGACAACCUCCCCCCCCCCCCCCCCCCAGUAAUGAACAAAGGGGAACAGCAGGCGCCACAAAACGGAAGCUCUCCAAAAGAAUCUAUCGUCGCGGCGACAACAGUAGCUACACCUAGCGGCGUCGCGGCGUCGACCAGGGCGGUGAAUAAUACCACGACGAGCACCACGACGUCGAUGACGAUGCCUGGUGGAGGCGCUCGUAGCGACGAGGAACAGGAGGAGGAGGAGGAGGAGGCCGAGGAGGAGGAGGAGGACGACGACGACGAGGAGGUGGAGGACGAGGAGGAUGGAGUGGAAGUGGAGGGUGGAGCGGCGCAGGAGGCGGUCGGUGGCGGCGGCGGUGGUCUUCUCGCGAACGAGGGUGGGGGUGGAGGCGGCAUGGCCGGCUUCUGGAGGCAGAGCAGACCCUCCAGUCCCCGCAUGCCGCCUCCGGAGCAGCCGGAGCACAGGCCUAAGAGCCGACACGAGCCGGCGUCCGCGAGAUACAACAACCUCGGCUACUGGAGGGCCAGACGUGUCACUUUCUACAAGAAUGGCGACCCAUAUUUUCCCGGGAUCGAGUUCAGGUUCAAGCCGGGCCGGGACAUUGGUUCUCUGGAGGCCCUACUGGACAGGCUGUCGCUUCGAAUGGAUCUGCCAAGAGGGGCGCGACACAUCUUCUCCAUGGACGGGGACCGGAAGCUCACCCUCGACGAACUUGAGGACGGUGCUUCUUACGUUGUGUCCAGCUACAAAACAUUUAAGCCGGCCAGCUACGGAAAGAAGAGCAACACCUGGUACACCAGUCCAUCCGGUGGAGGGAACAGAGGCGGAGCGGGAGUCGGCGGUAGUGUCGGUGGUUGGCAGAGCAGACCGCCAGCGGUGGCCAGCCUUAGCAGAAAAGCUUCCAUCACCGACGAGGCACCACCCCCCGGGGGUGGAAAACCUUCCUCCGGACGUGUCAUACGGAUCGUCAACAACCACGAUCACACUGUCCAGUGCCGUGUCCUGCUGACCCUCCGCACGUCACAGCCGUUCGAGGAGGUAUUGGAGGACCUUGGACAGGUGCUGAAGAUGAACGGAGCCAAGAGGAUGUUCACAGUGUCCGGUCAGGAGGUGAGGAGUUUCUCGCAGCUGAGGAACGAGUUCGCGGACGUGGACACAUUUUACCUGGGCACCGGCACCGGUAUAGGAAUCGUCGGCGCGGUGACAGCGUCCCCAGCGAGACGAUCUAGAUCGAGGGGCCCGCCAACAGUGGUCGAGGACAUUGGUCGUCAGAGACGUGCCCGUAGCAAGAGCAGACCCAGGGCUUUGUACGCCCCCGACUCUGACGUCGUCCGAGUAAACGAUUACAGUGUAGUGGAAGUGUUGCGGGAGGAGCCAGCGAAGGUGACGAUCCGUGGCCUGAGACGUUCGUUUUAUCCGCCCUCUCAUCUGCCCCCGGUGGACAACUCGCCGCCGGACAAGAAGUUGCAACUCGAAUGGGUUUUCGGGUAUCGGGGCACCGAUACACGACGAAAUCUCUGGGUUCUGCCCAGCGGCGAGCUUCUCUAUUACGUCGCUGCCGUGGCUGUUCUCUUCGACCGAGAGGAAAAUGCACAACGGCACUACGUGGGCCACACGGAGGACAUUACGUGCAUGGAGGUUCACCCAAGCAGGGAGCUGGUCGCGUCGGGGCAAAAAGCCGGGAGACACAGGAAAGCACAGCCACACGUUCGCAUAUGGUCGACAGAGACCCUCCUCACCCUUUACGUGUUCGGGAUGACUGAGUUCCAGAUGGGCGUCUCGGCGUUGGCGUUCUCGCAGCUGAAUGGGGGCAGUUAUGUGUUGGCGGUCGACGCUGGCAGGGAGGCGAUACUCUCGGUGUGGCAGUGGCAAUGGGGUCAUUUGUUGGGCAAAGUGGCGACCAUGCAGGAAGAUUUGACCGGGGCGGCGUUUCAUCCCCUCGACGAUAAUCUACUGAUCACGCACGGUCGGGGACACUUGACGUUCUGGAAUCGACGGAAGGAUGGUUUCUUCGAGAGGACGGACAUUAUUAAACCGCCAUCUCGCACCCACGUGACGAGCAUACAGUUCGAGCAAGACGGGGAUGUCGUGACAGCGGACAGCGACGGUUUUAUCACGGUCUAUUCCGUGGAUGCCGAUGGCGCUUACUUCGUUCGAAUGGAGUUCGAGGCGCACAACAAAGGCAUUAGCUCCCUGGUCAUGUUGUCGGAAGGCACAUUGCUCUCGGGGGGUGAGAAAGACCGAAAAAUCGCCGCAUGGGACUCUCUGCAAAAUUACAAACGUAUCACCGACACGAAGCUCCCGGAAGCAGUAGGGGGUGUACGUAGUAUCUAUCCCCAGCGACCGGGAAGAAACGACGGUAACAUAUAUGUGGGCACCACGAGGAACAAUAUUUUGGAAGGAUCACUUCAGAGAAGAUUCAAUCAGGUGGUCUUUGGCCACGGUAGACAGUUAUGGGGACUCGCGGUGCAUCCUGACGAUGAGGUGUUCGCCACCGCGGGUCACGAUAAGAAUAUCGCUCUGUGGCGGAGACAUAAACUUUUAUGGACGACGCAGGUCGGUUUCGAAUGCAUCUGCAUAGCAUUCCAUCCAUUCGGUGUGGCGCUUGCCGCCGGAUCCUCGGAGGGUCAUCUUCUGGUCCUGGCAGCGGACACUGGAACAGCUGUGGCUACUCUCAGAGUCUGUGGAUCACCUUUAUCCUGCAUCGGCUACAACCCAACCGGCGAGAUCAUAGCAAUGGGGUCUCAGAACGGGAGCGUGUAUCUCUUCAGAGUGUCCAGAGACGGAUUCUCGUACAAGAAGAGCAACAAGAUCCGCGGAACGCAGCCGUUGGUUCAGCUGGACUGGAGCUCGGACAGCAGGUUCCUUCAGACUGUCACGCAGGACUACGACUUGGUGUUCUGGGACGUAAAGGCCUUGUCCUCGGAAAAGAGUCCACUGGUCAUGAAAGACGUCAAAUGGUACACUCACAAUUGCAUGGUCGGUUACAUGGUGUCCGGAAUGUGGAACAACCGUUACUAUCCACUGACGACGGUGUUGACCACGUCGAGUAGAUCGGCUGCCCAUGACAUGCUAGUCAGUGGCGACGCCGAAGGGUACCUGAGGCUUUUCAGGUACCCGUGCACCAGCGCCAAGGCGGAGUACGUUGAGGAGAAAGUGUACAGCUCGCUGGUGGCGUGCGCCAGGUUUCUUUACAACGAUCAGAAUGUCGUCACCGUCGGUGGAACCGACGCCGCGCUGAUGCUUUGGGAACUGGUCGACGAAUAA